UUUUAUCAAUAUGUCGAAGACGAAAUCAAAACAAUGUGUUGAGAUGUCAAAUUUUCGCGGUUACAAUCUCGAAUAAAGUCCAAAUUUCGAUUUGUCUGCGAAGAUAAUUUGAUAUAUCAAUCGAACGAGAGAAUUCCCAUUGCUAUGAACGUUCAAAAAAUCAAAAUAUCCCAUUCUCAUACGCAAGUGGACACAUUUCAUCCCAACUAAAUGACGACAUUCCGCGCACCAUGUAAGAAUUCUUACGCCAAAAGCUGACGAAAUGGUUUUACAAUUUGUUUCACAAGCGUUACGGGGUGCUGAGGAAUUGAAACAUAGGAUUUUACGCUCAACAGAUUUAUUGAACGAUAAUGAUGCUCUCAUCGCUCGAUUACAACUUCAAAAAAUAUACCAGCAAGUCUUAGUACUAGAUUUGGAGUAUGCGAUUAAUAAAAAAAUCGAGCAAGAUUUAUGGAACUUAGGCUUCAAGAAUUACAUAGAUGCUUUACAGAAACUCGUUAAAGAUAGAAAAAAUCCAAAACGAAAUGAAUAUCAAGGAUUGUUGAACAUAUGUCUGGAAUCUGCGAGCGGAUUUUAUCUGAUAUUAUUAGAAGAGAUUUGUGUAACCUUUAACGUUAGUUUGCCAUUUCCUAGUUACCGAAAAUAUACCUAUCUGCAGUCAAAUUCGAGAAAGUCUCAUAUCGAUACUUUAAUCAAACAACCCCAGAAGAGCUCCUGCUAUUACAUUUGUCAGCAUUGUUUGGUUCAUUUAGGUGACAUAGCUCGUUAUAAAUUUCGCUGCAAACAAGCUGAGAUUUUUUAUAGAAACGCUAUUAUCCUAAGCCCUUCGAGUGGACAACCUUAUAACCAAUUGGCAUUGUUGGAAACUAGUCGAGGAGAUAAAUUAGCCACCGUGUUUUAUUAUGUUCGUAGUAUAGCUGUUAGGAAUCCGUUUCCAGCCGCUACUUCUAAUCUAGCACUGACCUUAAAUAAAGCUAAUGUGAAUGGCGAUUGGAAUACGGAGAGUAAAACUGUGUUAUCUUCUAACGAAUUUAUAACGUUGUUCUUAAAAGUACACGCGUUAUUGCAUUUAACGACUGAUAUUUUACCUUGCGCUACGUACGUUCGUUUAUUAUCGACUUCAUUGACUGCUCAUGUUGCGACUGAAUCGUUCACAUCGGUUAAUCUGGUCCAGAUGAUGGUGAUUAAUAUGUUCGCGUAUUACAAUGUGAAUAACGAAGGAGGAAACGCUGUGGAUGAUAAUCAAUUGACUGCCGAUGAAAAAUUUACCAAAGCGUUACUUGUAGAGUUGAUAGCUGGUUCAUUGAACGCAUUUUUAUUACCCAUUUAUACAUAUAAACAAGAGGAUAGCUUACUGCAAUAUUUCGCUUUACCAGCAAUUAAAAUUACUUUGGAUUGGCUUCGCAUUCAUUCGUACGUAUUGGACGAACCAGGUUUCGUGAAUAGAUUACAAAUAUGGCCAGCUUUUUGUAAACUGAUUAACGAAUUGGAACCUUUGUUGAAAUCUUAUACCCCUGAAAAAUUAAAAAAUGUGACACUUCCAGAAGAGCAAGAUUUACAAGGAUUUAUACCGUUGCAAAAUGCUAUCCCAGAGUUCAGAUAUUUCGACAAUGAAGUAGACCUAGAUAAUUUGAGCAAGUUGAGAGCACACAGAAUUCAAAGUUUUGCUACCUGGUUAGCCAACGAAUCGCGUUUUUCGUUAAUAAAAAUGUGUAAAUCAGAAUCGGGAAAUACUAAAUUCGAAGCCACCAUUAGCGGUGUCCAGUCUUCCAAUGAAUUAAUUAUCCAGCAGUUAGAAGAAUUAUUACAAAACGACUGCAGUAUUAAAGAAGAUACCCAGAACAGUAACGGCGACGAAAUAGAAAAAUCCGCUGCCUGCGAUCUAGAUACCGCAGCGGUCAUCAAUCUGGCUAGCAAUGUUGCCAGUUCUGCCAAAAAUUUCAACAAGAAAAAUAAAAAGGCCGGAAUAUUGAAAACGCAAAGCUUCCUCGAUAAAAAGAAAGAAGACGCUGCGAAUGAAAAUAAGAAAAAUCCUCGAAAAAACAUCGCCUUACAAACCAUCUUGAAACGUAACCAAGAACAGGAGCAUAAACAGGUCACGUUUAAAACACCAUCGCCAAGUUUAUCAACCUGCAGCGAUACCCAAGACUCGAUUUCUCCAUCGAUGAAUCAUUCGCAACUUUGGCCUUCGAAUUUAUCAUCGAACAAUUCCCAAACAUCUCUACAGCCUGCGACUCAUUCGAUGUUCAUAUCGUCAUUUUCGGGAGCUUUCCCAGAUCCAUUCAGAACCCUACCACCCACACGUGAUUUAAACGCUGCUCGUAACACGACGACUCCGUCUCAACCGAAUUUAAAUUUCAAUAAAAAUUCGCCUUUUUAUACGCCCACCAUUAAUCCAUCAGAUCAGCUGAAUUUUUCACCAGUUACUGCUCCGACGUUUCAAAAACCCUUUAUCGGUAUACCCAACGAUAUGGGUUUGGAUAUAUACGGAUCGAACGGAGCCACCAACGAUAAUCGAAAUCAAAACGUUAUCGAUGUUAAUUUAAUGGCUGCUUCGAUGAACGAUAGACACGUGCAGAGGAAUCAGUUCCAUAAUCAAACUAAUUUGAACUUCUUGCCGCCUUGGAAACAGGAUUCGAAUCCUUGGUGGGUUGACGACAAGCAGCAGAAAAUGAUUAACUCUGGUCCUGCUUCCAAUACCAAUAUGAUAGACGAUCAGUCGAAUUCCUUUUUCCAUUACAGGAAUCCGAUAAUGUCUCAAGUGUCUCAGCCAUCUAAUCCGCCAUCGUUUAAUCCAACUAAUCAGAUGCAAUUUCAACCGCAACAAAUACCAGCUCAUCUUAGACCUAUAUCGCAACCUCCUCAACAGCAUCCUCAAUCUUCACAUCUACGUACCCAAAAUUCUUCGGCAAAUCUGUUGAAUUUAUCUACAGGGUUAUGGCCUACUACGUUCAAGUCGACGCCUCAACCGCAAAAUAACAUAAAUUACAGUUCGAACGUUAUUAAACCGAUAUUUGAUCCAUUACCUUCGUAUAAUCAGAAUACAUUAUCGAACACAGAAGACAAAAAUACAUACGGACAACACUCCCAGUUACCAAAUAACACGUAUUCGUUAUUCAAUCCUAUGUGGAGUGCCAGAACCGACGACCAGCUCAACCAAUCCAAUAACACAAAUCCAUUAGCAGUGCUGACGCAACAGUCUAUUUGGUCUGAAGGCAUAUCACCAUUACAACGACUGCUCGAACAGCAGAAACAAAUCAGAGAAGGAUCCGCUUAUCAUAAUACGCAACAGCCGCCAAACGAGUAGAUUACGAGCGAAACUGAGAAUUUUUUUUGAUUUUUUUUUUACGUUGAAAUUUCUUAACGAAUUUAUAUACCUAUUUCUUUAUUUGUUUUUAAUAAAGCGUAAUGUGGUCUCUAUUAA
Molecule: messenger RNA, 3424 nt
Organism: Planococcus citri (citrus mealybug)
Lineage: Eukaryota; Metazoa; Arthropoda; Insecta; Hemiptera; Pseudococcidae
Product: nonsense-mediated mRNA decay factor SMG7-like
Exons: 18
Coding region: 263-3307 (1014 amino acids)
Biological process (GO): nuclear-transcribed mRNA catabolic process, nonsense-mediated decay
Cellular component (GO): telomerase holoenzyme complex
Molecular function (GO): telomerase RNA binding; telomeric repeat DNA binding; protein binding
Source: RefSeq, a predicted model, not a curated record